AGAGGGGCCAGGCGGCGUGACUCGGGUCUCGCCUCGACCGCGGGGAAAAGAAACAAACAUUUAACCCAUUUGGCGCACGAACGGGUAUCUCUACGUGACUCAGGAAUCACCCGUUAUGUCAAAGUUGAUAUUAUAACUACGAGUACAUUUUACCACAAAGGCCUAAACGAUCUUAUAGGCCUGGAGCAAUCAGAUAAGAAAAGUAACGGAGACGAGAUAGCGAGGGGAGUGGAGACCGGGAGUGGCACGUCGCCUCCACGCCUCCACCCACCCGUCGCUACGAUCCACUUGGGGAGGCACUUCCCGGAGCCACUUAAGCCUGAGUGCGGCUGGCCUGGGAGUCACGCAAGGCUCACCGUGACAUAAACAGCUCUGGCACGCGGGAACACGGACACACUUGGCACUGCAGUCACACAAAAUAUAGUUAGUGCCUUAUAGAAACACUGCAUGGGAGACAGGCACACGGCCUUGAGUGAAAUAAUGGUGCGCCUUCCUGCGGCGUGGUGCUCCUCCAGGCGGCGGUGACAUUCCUGCGCGGGACUCGCCGCAUACUGGACCGUUACGGGACGCCGCCCAGGUGCUUCAAGGGCCGAGGCUUCCCCACACCUGUAGCCUCCUUGAGAUGCCGUGACCACUGUGUCUUCCAGAGAGGGAGCAAUCAGUGAGCUGCCGCCAUGAAUAACAUAAUUCGUGCCAAGUGUCUCGUUCUCGGUGACAGUGUUGUGGGCAAGACAGCGCUGGUGCAAACCUUCAUGACAGAGAACAGCCAGUUUUCAAAGAAUUACAACAUGACUCUGGGGGUGGAGGUUGUAACCAAGCUGAUCCGUGUGCCAGACACGCAGGCCAGUGUGGAGCUGUACCUCUACGACUGUUCCGGCAAACAAUACUACAGAGGCCUCGUCAAAAAGAUGAGCAGCCACCCAUCCCUCUUGUUGCUGAUGUAUGACGUUACUUCAGAGAACUCCUUCAACUUGCUCAAUGACUUCUAUGAGAUGGUAAAAGCAGAGGCACAAGGAGAGACAGUAAAGGGUGUGCUUUUUGCCAACAAGACAGACCUUACAGCUCGGCGGGUCAUCAGCCCUAAAAUGGGUCGAGAUGCAGCCCAGAGAUUAGGGCUGCUUUACUUUGAGGGAUCAGCUAAAGACCAAAAAGGGAUUGAGGAGCCAUUUUUCUUCCUUGUCAAUGAGUGGUUCAAGACUUACACAGACAAGACCCAAGCUCUCAAGAUGCUGACAUGAAAACCUACUACAAUUAAGGAAGCAAGCAGUGCACAACAACACCCCAAGGCAGUCACCCUGAGUGCCUUAAGUCUCCUGUUCUGUCAUCCACAACCUUGGCACUAUCCCAUGCCAGUUCAUCUCCUCACCUUCCAUGACACUGACUGUGAAAACUUCACUGUACAUGCACCAAGUUGCUUUCCUGGAAAUAUUUAAGAAGAGGGAAACAGCAACUAGUAUUUUUGGUGUUAAAUAGAUGACUUCGUAGAAUAUAAUCAAUCCUUCUCAACUGAAAACUUUUACCAAAAACCUGCUCAAGGCACAUCACUUGGACACUCUCAGUACUUGUACACAUUAACAUGCAUGUAAGAAGUGUUUAUUGAGUUGGACUUUAUCUGGAGGAAAGGGCUACAAAGCUGAUCACAAAGUAUUCACACUGUACAAAGAACAAUUUUCUUUAGGGACUUCUGCAUUCAGUUUUUAAAGUGAUUCCUUUCUAAGGCAACAUGCAUAAUCAGAGAGGUGGUUUUCAAGAGUGAAAAAAUAUCUGGGUCAGUUGAAAUGGUUUGUAUCUCAAGUUCCAUGAUAAUCAUCAUUACUCUAAUUGAAUUUCCUGUAUAGAUUCUAAUACCAGUGAGGGUAUGUGAAUACAGUUAACAGUAGUGAGAUGUUUUACUUGUUUUUUUUUCUCCUUAGACAGAUGUCAUUGAAAAUUAUUCCACACAGCCAUCAGUAUCUCAAUAUAAACACACCCCGGAUACUUUGUGAAUGGUUAUAAGCCAACUCUGGUUCUAACUUAGUACAUGAGUACCUCAUCUAUCUAAAUCAACUUUGUCACAAGCAGACCUAACCUCUCUUUGAUAGCCUCUAUGAACACAUGUCCUCUAUGGUUAGACAUCAACACAACACAAAUCUUAUUUUCCUAACACCCACAACAAGCUGCACAAAAGUGAGCCAAGUUUGUCAGUCCUUCAAAUGACUUUCCACCAGUGUAGUUGUCCAGUGCCAUUCAUGAUUGGUCUAAUGCAAAUCAGACUUACAACAUGGCACAGGAAGUCACACAUAGGCAUGCCAGCAUCAUAUUUAAUUAAGUAUCCCUUCAUGUCCUGUUUCAUGUGUGCCAUGAAAUCUUCAGUCCUUACCAAUGAGUCUGUCUGAUAAUGUUAGUAUAGAGGUGUCCUGUAAUUAUGUGAAGACAAUGGAUUAAAAUGGACAGUUUGGACAAUUACAAUCUUAAAAUUUCUGCAAUUUACUUGCCUCCACUGCACAUUGUUCCUCUAUACAGUUUCCACAUCUACAAAAAUUGGUCCCACAUGGCAUUGCUCUAGUGACAUCAGUGAGACUACAAGUGUAACACCAAAAGCUGCACCUACACAAUAAGAUCUCCCAUGGGACAGUUGUGCUUCUAAUUGUUAUGAAGCAGAAAUGAAACUGGUGAAUCUUGGGGAAGUCUGCACAAGGUGCGUAAUGCCUGCCAUCUGGUCAUAGCAACAAAUUAUGUCACUGUUGGUUUUACAUAAAUAAUUCAAUUGUACCUAUUAUUGACUCUUAUAAUUUCUCAAAAAGUAAUGAACAUUUUUCUUAUGAAUAAAAUAAUUAGUAC
Scylla paramamosain (green mud crab) is the source of this 2820-nucleotide messenger RNA. Its product is annotated as intraflagellar transport protein 27 homolog. NCBI's taxonomy places the organism in Eukaryota, Metazoa, Arthropoda, Malacostraca, Decapoda, Portunidae. The transcript is spliced from 8 exons. Bases 675 to 1238 code for a protein of 187 amino acids. Gene Ontology annotation, cellular component: Golgi apparatus; endosome. The record is from RefSeq and is a predicted model, not a curated record. Gene Ontology annotation, molecular function: GTPase activity; GTP binding.